AAGAGUCAUUUGAAGUGAACAAUGACGUAAUGAAGAGCCACAUAGUAUGGAUUAUCAUAGGGCAAACCCUAUUUUUGAUUAUUAAGUCGUCGGCGUCGCCGUUCAUCAAAUCGAGUCCCAAGGAGCAAUUUGGGAUGAGCAACACACACUUUUGGCGCGAUUUUUCGUCGCCCUUCACCGACAUCCCCGAGAAUGACAUCGAAGAGGAGCCGGAGGAGACAACGACGCACGAUCCCUACCCCUUUUUCGAGGACCCGAACAUGUCGGCGAACGUCACGACGCAACUAGGCAGCAACGUGUAUCUGCAUUGCAAAGUGAACGAUUUGCGGGGGAAAACGGUUUCAUGGAUGCGACGAAAGGGUACCGAUAUCCAUCUAAUAACGGUCGGUUUGCAGACCUACAGCAGCGAUUCACGUUAUUCGAUAGAGUUUAAGGAGCCAAAUGACUGGCAACUUCUCAUACAGUACGCGAAUGAACGUGACGAGGGAAUCUACGAAUGCCAAAUAUCAUCCCAUCCGCCAUUAGUUUACGUAGUACAGUUAACAGUGAUAGUGCCACGUGUGGAAAUUGUUGAUGAGCGUGGUCUAGCGACACCCGAUAAAUUUUACAAGGCUGGCAGUACAAUAGAACUGAAAUGUGUGAUUAGCAAAGUACCGCAACCGACGUCGUACGUAACGUGGAAGCACGGCAUACGGAUGCUGAAUUACGAUACAAGUCGUGGCGGAAUUAGUGUAAAAACAGACCUAAAUACGGGAGGAGCUGUCAGUAGAUUGUACAUAGCGAAUGCGAAUCGACAGGAUUCGGGAAACUAUACUUGCUCGUUGGCUGACGUGGCGCUCACAACGGUAGCAGUUCACGUGUUGAAUGCGGGUGAAAAUCCUGCUGCAAUGCAGACUGGAGGCUCGUCGCCGAGUUGGACACCGUUAACGAGUGUCAUGUUGUUGUGUGUCAUCCUUAUGCAGUUGCUUCAUCAACGGUGA
This is a messenger RNA of Culicoides brevitarsis, 980 nucleotides long. RefSeq names its product peroxidasin (gene dpr14). Gene Ontology annotation, biological process: synapse organization. The transcript is spliced from 6 exons. NCBI's taxonomy places the organism in Eukaryota, Metazoa, Arthropoda, Insecta, Diptera, Ceratopogonidae. The coding region runs from base 30 to 980 and encodes 316 amino acids. Gene Ontology annotation, cellular component: neuron projection membrane. The record is from RefSeq and is a predicted model, not a curated record.